Racocetra persica is the source of this 269-nucleotide messenger RNA. Lineage: Eukaryota; Fungi; Glomeromycota; Glomeromycetes; Diversisporales; Gigasporaceae. The record is from the annotation of a GenBank genome assembly.
AUAAACACGAUGGAAUCCUUUAUUACAAUUUGAAUAGCAUUAAAGUUAGCGUUGGUUAUAUGGAAGUUGUGGGCAAUGCGUUUGCUUCCAAUACGUCAGAUAAAAAUAGCGAUUUAGAAAAAUUAUUGAAAGUAUUAAGAUGCAAAUCAACAGAUCAACACGCCCAAAAAAUUGCAAUCAUUCGCAAUUCUCUUUUCGUUCCAUUUCUUGUGUAUGCAUCUAAUCGACAAUGUAUAGGAAAGAUCGUUGAAAUCAUCAAAAAAUUUAAA